AUUUCUUUGCUCAAGCUCUGCAAGAGAGAGAGAGAGAGAGAGAGAGAGGGCCGGGCAGGCGGGCAGCUCUCGAAACGAAGGAAAGAGCGAAAGGAAGGAAGGAAGGAAGAGACGGAAGGGCGGACAAGAUUUUUGGUGGGUUUCGAACCCACAUCGAAAUCCCUAGAUCUUUAUUUACUUUUGGCUUCGCUAAAUGACAGAUGAUAGGUCUUCUUGAAAGCUGAAGGAAAAAAAAAUACAGUUUACAGAUAGAAGAAGAUUUGUGUGCUAAUGAUGAUGGGUGAGUUUGAUCACCACCAUGGUUCUAUAGUUGAAGAUUGGAUAUCUCCAAGUUCAAGUCCUAUAUUUUUCUCUCCUGUUCUGAAUGACGAUGUUCUUAUAGAAAAUAUUGAUAGCAACCGCGAAGACUUGAAUAAUGGUGCUGAUGAUUUGCCCAAGACACGACGAGGAAGAGGAGGACUAGCAGCCAGAGCUGGAUUCAAUGCUUUGAGAUUGAAUACAGAAAGUAUGAGGCCGUCUGAUCUUUCUAUAUCCCAAGUUGUUCGGUCUCCUUAUUUGACGAUUCCUCCCGGUUUGAGUCCAACCACUCUUUUAGAGUCGCCUGUUUUCCUCUCAAAUUCACUGGUUCAGCCUUCUCCGACUACAGGAAAGUUCUUAUUUGCCCCGACUGGUAGUAACAACAAAAACUGUUCAUUUGGUUCUGACAAUAACAAAGAUCAAUUCUUUGAAGAUUCUGGUUCUCAGCCAUUUUCAUUCAAACCUGUUGCGGAUCCUGGUUCUGCUGUCUUUGAUGGUGACGAAAACAGUUUAGAGCCAUUGAGUAUUGAAAAUUCUUUGCAGCCUGAAAAUGGAACUGCACCUCACGUUCCUCAGUUUAGUAAUUCUAUGAUGCCAGAAACAAGUAGUAUUGGUGCAGCUAGUGGAGGUGCGAAAGAAGACGGGGAUGUGGAGGAGGUAAGAAAUGGUGAGGACGACGGUUACAAUUGGAGAAAAUAUGGACAGAAACAAGUGAAGGGCAGCGAAUAUCCUCGGAGUUACUACAAGUGUACACAUCCUAACUGUUGGGUCAAGAAGAAGGUUGAAAGAUCUCAUGAAGGCAUUAUUACGGAGAUUAUAUACAAAGGAUCCCACAAUCACCCUGAACCCGUAGUAACUGUUCCAGCCCGCAGGUCGGCGGUAGGAUCGGAUGAUCAAAAUUCGAUGCAGUCUGUUCGUGAUGGUGACUCCCCCUGGUCAACCGCCCAAAAUGGAGGAGGCCCUGAUAAUCUUGAAGUCAAUAACAACUCUUUGCAGGCUCAGAAAGGCGCGCCACUCCUCGAUUCAAGCAUUGCGGUUGAUGGGUCCUCUACUUUCUCUACUAACGACGAGGAUGAAGACGACCAACAAGAAGAAUCUGAGACCUCAAAGAGGAGGAAAGUGGAAGCUUAUGCAAGUGAACUGACUGGUCCUACAAGAGCUAUUAGAGAGCCGAGAGUUGUAGUCCAGACCACAAGUGAAGUUGAUAUCCUAGACGAUGGGUACCGUUGGCGCAAGUAUGGACAGAAAGUGGUGAAAGGAAAUCCAAACCCUAGGAGUUACUAUAAGUGCACAAGUCCCAGCUGUACUGUCAGGAAACAUGUUGAAAGGGCAUCACAUGAUCUUCGAUCGGUAAUCACAACAUACGAGGGAAAGCACAACCACGAUGUCCCCGCAGCUAGAAACAGCAGCCACCUUAACAACUCUGCCACCUCAUCAACUGCUGGUGGUUCCCUUCAUCAUCAUCAUCAUCUUCUUCACAGGACAGAGUACCCUCUGGUUCAAAAUGAAAUGUCCAGGUUCGAUAAUAGACCAGCAGCAGCAGCAUCAACCCAUCUCGGCUCAUAUGGUGGGUAUGGUUAUGGUAUGAACCAGACUACAGGGAUUGGGAGCUUAGGCGGCAGCGGCAGCGGCAUGGGAAACAACAGCCAAGGAGUGGCUGCUGCUGCUGCUGCUUAUAUGGGGGGACGGCAGAAUCAAAUGGGCUUGAUGAUGAUGAUGCCCAAGGGAGAGGUGCCCAAACUGGAACCCAUCAAUAUCAAUAAUAAUAAUAAUAAUAAUAAUAAUAAUAAUAAUAUAGAUAAUAAUGGAUCAUCUGUUUAUCAUCAGAUCAUGAAUAGGCUACCGCAAAUGUAAAUCUUCCUUUCAUGAUUUUUUAAUGUAAAAGCUUAAAACAUAUUAUUAUUAUUAUACUUGAUGUUGUGAUGCUGUAGUGGUUUUGGAUUUAA
Impatiens glandulifera is the source of this 2243-nucleotide messenger RNA. Its product is annotated as probable WRKY transcription factor 2. Lineage: Eukaryota; Viridiplantae; Streptophyta; Magnoliopsida; Ericales; Balsaminaceae. Gene Ontology annotation, biological process: regulation of DNA-templated transcription. The record is from RefSeq and is a predicted model, not a curated record. The coding region runs from base 271 to 2151 and encodes 626 amino acids. Gene Ontology annotation, molecular function: sequence-specific DNA binding; DNA-binding transcription factor activity. The transcript is spliced from 5 exons.